CGUCACUUCGAAUUCUAGACAAGUGGCAAAUGCUCCCAAUCUAUUCCAUAUCUACAAUCGUCGACGAUUUAAACGUAAACGAUAAUAGAGUGGUAGCAGUUCAGCAAGUCGACGUCUACGUUGCGCCCUCACUAAAAAUCAAUAGAUUGCUUGUAAACAAGCUCUCUCUACAUGUGGGGAAAAAUAUUUUAAUUAAACCUUUUUUAUGUGUGAAUUCGUUCGUUUUAUGUGUUUAUCGUCUACUAUUUUUGUCGAUUUAGUGAUUGUAAAAUAAUUUUAUCUAAUAAUGGAGACUAAUGUAGGUUAUUCAUACCAUUUGCCGUCGGGCGGAUGGAACUAUAAAAUUCGCAAUACUCUGUCGCAAUUUAGCGAUUUAUUCAGCGAAUUCAAUAAAUAUAUCGCCCCUGCAUAUCACCACGAUCGCUGCGAGAGAUCAGUUCAAAUGAGAGUAUAUUCUAUGCACAAAGGGGAGUUCGUGAUGGUAUUUGUAGCGUUUUUCGCUUGUUUCGGUUUAGGAGUGUUCAUAGGAUUAGCCGGUCCAUCCCCCACAACGACAACUUCCAUAACCGCGUCGAGCGCCUUAACAAACGCAAGUGACAUUUACCGAGGUCCAUUUCACCUACACAGCCCGACGCUGGGCACUCGUGUGCAGCAACUAUGGUUGCUUGCUGAAAUAUUAACUGAUAAUAAUGAUGAGGAGAUAUUUGAUAAAAGUUUUCAAGUAAGCAUAUCGAUAGACGGAGUACUUAGCGACCAUACGACCACGAAUCUAGUACCUGAAAGCGAAGCUACAAACAAAACUAUACAUCUCAAAUGCAUGAAACAAGUAUGUGAAGAAGUUAUGGUUCUGCACUUAGGCUCGCUGGAUUACAUGCAUUAUGUUCUAAAUAUACGCUUUUACGGGCUCAAGGAGUUCCACAAGAGAUACUAUAUUAGAGACAUUAUUUUCUACUUCAAAACUUACAACCCAUCGUUCACGCAAAUGGAGACGUGGUUCAGAUUUAUUUUUUUACUGACUACAUUUGUUGUUUCUUGUUGGUUCGCACACACUCUUAGAAAAUUCUCUACGCAAGAUUGGGCCAUCGAACAAAAGUGGCUAUCUAUUUUAUUACCGUUGCUGUUGUUAUUUAAUGAUCCAAUAUUCCCUUUACGACUUGUGUCCGGCAGCUGGUUCGCACCAUUGGUAGACGCAGUGUUUCAGACUACUUUCCUUGCCUGCGUGAUGCUUUCUUGGCUAGCGCUUUACCACGGUCUUAGACAGAACGAGCGAAAUUUCGUCUCCUUCUAUCUAUUUAAGCUAAUCGUUGUAGGACUAAUUUGGACUCCAGCGAUGGUGCUUACCAUAUGGCAAAAAUAUUACGCAUAUGAAGAUCCCACUUUCAAUUAUAUUAUGAACCCGAACUAUUCAUUUGUAAAAAUAAUGUUCUUCUGUGCCAUCACGCUGUACUUCCUGUACCUGCUCGUAUUGAUAAUAAAAGCCUAUAGUGACCUCAGGAACAUGCCUUUCUUUGAUAUAAGACUCCGAUGUCUAUCGCUGGUAGUUGGCACCGUAACGUUCUUUACAACAAUCUUGGCGUUACAAAAUUGGGGACCAGGAGCUCUACAGGAUCACUGGGCAUCACAGCCCAAAGUCCAUUACGAUACUUCUGCGCCAUUCAUGGCCAUGUACGGCCUCUUUAACUUCAAGAUGUACAUACUUGCGUAUUUGUUCUCGCCCGGAGGAAAUUCCAUUCAUGAAACGUCCAUAACGAAAGACAACCCCGCAUUCUCAAUGAUCAACGACUCCGACGAAGAGGUGAUCUAUGGCUCCGAUGAAGAAAGUCGCCGGCCUCUAAACUCGCACCAUAGAGUCAACGAAGAGAUAUGAUGCGACACACGAUAUUUAUUUCGUAAAUAUGGUUUUUGCCUUGUUAUAUACACUUAUAAAAAGUAACUAAUCG
Molecule: messenger RNA, 1940 nt
Organism: Hyposmocoma kahamanoa
Lineage: Eukaryota; Metazoa; Arthropoda; Insecta; Lepidoptera; Cosmopterigidae
Product: transmembrane protein 181
Exons: 12
Coding region: 287-1867 (526 amino acids)
Molecular function (GO): toxic substance binding
Source: RefSeq, a predicted model, not a curated record